AUGAUCUGGGUGACCUUCCACGGCGCCUACGACUUCGGGUACGUCGUCAAGGCGCUGCUCGGCGGCCGCCGGCUCCCGCCGCGGAUGGACGACUUCCUCGCCCUCGUCCGAUACUACUUCGGGCCGCUCGUGUUCGACGUCAAGCACCUCAUGCGGCACUGCCAGAGGAUGGUCGGCGGGCUGGAGAAUGCCGCGAAGCUCCUAAGCGUGCCGCGGGAUGUAGAGCGGGCCCACCAGGCCGGCUCCGACGCCCUCCUAGCCGCCCGAGUCUUCGCCGAACUCACCCGCGUGUACUUUGCCGGCCGCUACGACAUCCUCGGGGCCUUCGCCGCCGGCGUGCUCUACGGCCUAGAGCCGCUUCACUAG
This is a messenger RNA of Ananas comosus (pineapple), 366 nucleotides long. Its product is annotated as probable CCR4-associated factor 1 homolog 11. Gene Ontology annotation, molecular function: nucleic acid binding; poly(A)-specific ribonuclease activity. The transcript has a single exon. NCBI's taxonomy places the organism in Eukaryota, Viridiplantae, Streptophyta, Magnoliopsida, Poales, Bromeliaceae. Gene Ontology annotation, cellular component: CCR4-NOT core complex; CCR4-NOT complex; P-body. The record is from RefSeq and is a predicted model, not a curated record. Bases 1 to 366 code for a protein of 121 amino acids.